GCUGCGUUCAAGCGAAGCUAAGGUCAAACGUGUUAUCACCAAUUUGUGAACAAAGCUUGGUGAGGCGUUAAUUUAACAAUGAGUCUGAGAAUGGAAUUGUGUGAUUUUAUCGAGUGUGCUGGUUUCGGGGGAAACCCCCGAGCAACACCCUACGCCCAUGACUAGAUAAUGAUAAUUUAUUAAAUAGUAGACACUUGUGUGUAUUGUUUCGGUUCGCCGAAUGUGCAUAUACAGAUAAGUCGCAUCAAAACAUUAUUUUGGAUAACAAUUAUGCAAUGGAAAAAAAUCGUUAUGGAUAUUGCGCAUUAUGUUUUUUGCGGUAGUUGUGGUGGUGAGGUUUGUUCGGCAAUAAUUACAAUUUUUCCCCCCGAAAUUGUGAAAAACAAGCAGAAUCGAUGAAAGUGGAAAUGGAGGAAAUCGACGACAGCACAAUUUGUGAUUCUGUGAAUUCGUUAGUGGAAGGAUGCAGGCUCCCGGUUCACAUGACCGGCACUUCCGACUGGCCUUUGGCCGAAAUUAUCAGUAUUAAGGACGUGCAAGGCUCGAAAUUGUACUACGUCCAUUACGUUGAUUUUAACAAGCGUUUGGACGAAUGGGUGACCGAAGAAUCGCUCGACACUCGUAAAGUCCACUUCCCGAGACGUGACGGCGGGAGUAACACUGGAGUCUCAACUCCGAAAAAAAUUCACAUUGGGGGCGGUGGUGCCAUCGGUUCGGUAUCAAGGCCCUCGAGCCCUGUGACAGCUGCCUCCGAACUUGUCAACGGCAGUGCUGUCCUAGCAGCAGCGUUGCAAAAACGCAUAAAUAGGAAACGAAAAGGGCCGUCUCUUGAGAGCGAAGACUCGCAAGAUGGGCCCACACAGAUGCCCCCAGGGCCGAGGCAGUCUGGGAGCAUGGUGUCGCACCAUGACGAUGUGGUCACCAGGAUGAAGAACAUCGAUAUGAUCGAGUUAGGGAAACACAGGAUAAAGCCGUGGUAUUUUGCGCCAUAUCCGCAAGAAAUGGUCAACUUGAGCUGUAUAUACAUCUGCGAGUUUUGCCUCAAGUACCGAAAGAGCAGGAAGUGUCUAGAACGCCACUUGGUCAAAUGUAAUUUGAGACACCCGCCCGGAAAUGAGAUUUAUCGCAAGGAAAACGUCUCGUUUUUUGAAAUUGACGGGCGGAAAAAUAAAGUCUACGCCCAGAAUUUGUGUUUGUUGGCGAAGCUGUUCCUCGAUCAUAAAACACUGUAUUACGACACGGACCCGUUUUUGUUUUACGUAAUGACCAUUUUUGAUAAUAGAGGGUUUCACAUUGUUGGCUAUUUUUCGAAAGAGAAGGAAUCAACGGAAGAUUUUAACGUCGCGUGUAUUUUAACCAUGCCUCCGUAUCAGCGAAAGGGUUACGGAAAAUUACUAAUCGAAUUUAGUUAUGAAUUAUCAAAGUUCGAAGGUAAAACGGGUUCUCCCGAAAAACCUCUCUCCGAUUUGGGUUUGCUUUCGUAUAGGAGUUACUGGGCACAAGCUAUUUUAGAAAUCUUAAUAUCAAUGAAGCCAGUGGGUGAUAACGAGAAGCCACAAAUAACGAUCAAUGAAAUUUGUGAGUUGACAAGUAUUAAAAAAGAAGACGUCAUCUCAACUUUACAAAACUUAAACUUAAUCAAUUAUUACAAAGGCCAGUAUAUUAUAACGUUAAAUCAGGAAAUUAUGCAAAGUCACAAAAAAGCCAUGGAUAGUAGACUUAUCCGAAUCGACCCCAAGUGUCUGCAUUGGACACCUAAAGAUUGGGGCAAACGCGCCAAGUGGUAGAUCAAUAAAUGAUUUUUUACA
Molecule: messenger RNA, 1808 nt
Organism: Tribolium castaneum (red flour beetle)
Lineage: Eukaryota; Metazoa; Arthropoda; Insecta; Coleoptera; Tenebrionidae
Gene: Tip60
Product: Tat interactive protein 60kDa
Exons: 6
Coding region: 396-1787 (463 amino acids)
Biological process (GO): negative regulation of DNA-templated transcription; positive regulation of transcription by RNA polymerase II
Cellular component (GO): chromatin; MSL complex
Molecular function (GO): histone H4K16 acetyltransferase activity; transcription coregulator activity
Source: RefSeq, a predicted model, not a curated record